GGAAAUGUUGCUGGAAUAUAACCCCGCUUCGGUCCUCUAAAUGCAUAUAUGACGAUUGUAAACACUUGUGGUGUACCGGGUCGUUGCGAGCGUUGCACAAGUAGCACGCUGGGUGUAGUUUUAUUGAUAGCAACUCUUGAUUGUGGCGCACGUCGCAUGGCGCGGGCCAGGAAAGGGUUAAUUUUUUCCGCCGCCGACAUUUUUGUUCGGCGCUCUAUGGCAACUUUUUAACUUUGAUGCGCAGCGAGCUUGCACCCUGUUCCAAUACUUACGUGAUUUUUCAGACAUGUCCGUGAGGGAGUCCUUCAAUCCCGAAAGCUAUGAGCUGGACAAGAACUUCCGGCUCACACGCUUUGCGGAGCUCAAGGGCACGGGCUGCAAGGUGCCGCAAGAGGUUUUACAGAAGCUUUUAGAGAAUCUACAAGAGAACCACUAUCAAGAAGAUGAACAGUUCCUGGGAGCAGUCAUGCCUCGAUUAGGCAUCGGAAUGGACACCUGCGUCAUCCCGCUUCGACAUGGAGGCCUUUCACUUGUCCAGACAACAGACUACAUCUACCCUAUAGUGGACGAGCCCUACAUGAUGGGUCGUGUUGCAUGUGCAAACGUCCUCAGCGACUUGUACGCCAUGGGGGUGACGGAAUGCGACAACAUGUUGAUGCUCCUGGGGGUGAGCAACAAGAUGUCUGAGAAGGAGAGAGACAAAGUCAUGCCGCUGAUCAUCCAGGGCUUCAAAGACGCGGCGGAAGAGGCGGGCACAUCUGUGACGGGAGGACAGACGGUGCUCAAUCCCUGGGUGGUGUUGGGGGGAGUGGCCACGACCGUGUGUCAGCCGAAUGAAUUUAUCAUGCCAGACAACGCAGUGCCAGGAGACGUCCUGGUGUUGACCAAGCCGUUAGGGACACAAGUGGCUGUCGCAGUGCACCAGUGGCUCGAUAUCCCUGAGAAGUGGAAUAAGAUCAAGUUAGUGGUCACACAAGAAGACGUGGAGUUGGCGUACCACGAAGCAAUGAUGAACAUGGCGAGACUCAACAGGACAGCGGCCAGCCUGAUGCACACCUUCAACGCUCACGCCGCCACCGACAUCACAGGCUUCGGCAUUCUCGGCCACGCGCAGACGCUGGCAAGACAACAGCGGAGCGAGGUGUCCUUCGUUAUCCACAACCUUCCUGUGCUCGCCAAGAUGGCCGCCGUGUCCAAAGCCUGCGGCAACAUGUUCGGUCUCAUGCACGGCACUUGUCCCGAAACAUCAGGCGGACUGCUCAUUUGUCUCCCGCGUGAACAAGCCGCCCGCUUCUGCGCUGAGAUCAAAUCCCCCAAAUAUGGCGAAGGCCACCAAGCGUGGAUCAUCGGCAUCGUGGAGAAAGGCAAUCGUACGGCUCGCAUCAUCGACAAGCCACGGAUCAUCGAGGUGGCGCCGCAAGCAGCCACCCAGAAUGUCAACCCCACGCCUGGUGCAACUUCCUAAUCCUCCUGCAUCCUUCUAGAGUACAUUUUGUUAACACAAGCAACUACAGAACCAUGUUAGAGUCCAGGGUAGCGCCGCGCUGGUGUGUCCAUGAGAAACAGCAUCACCUGGUGGCUCAGAUUGGUAUCACCCAAUGGACUCCACUUACUGUCCUCAUGUAAUAUAUAAUAACAUUGGCCAAAAAAAAAAUAAUCUCUUAAGUUUAUUUGCUUUUUUUAUUUUGCCCCAUGUGCUUGAAAGGUGAGAGAUUGAUGACGACAGUUUGAUUCAUUUUGGAUCCUCAGAACUUCCGUUGGCUCGUAAUAUUGCUCUCAUAACGCAAGCAGGUUGUAUUUUUUUUCUUUGUCCACUUUGUACAGUUAUAAAGUCUAGUUUUAGUUCUUUGCUGUGUAACCAAUGCCUUGAAAGAAACUGAAGUUUGACCAGAAUGGUUUUUUUUAUUAUUCGUUUGACUUUUUGUAUUGAGCCCCACCAGAAUCAAUAAA
This is a messenger RNA of Doryrhamphus excisus (bluestripe pipefish), 1950 nucleotides long. NCBI's taxonomy places the organism in Eukaryota, Metazoa, Chordata, Actinopteri, Syngnathiformes, Syngnathidae. The record is from RefSeq and is a predicted model, not a curated record.